Molecule: messenger RNA, 3543 nt
Organism: Xiphophorus maculatus (southern platyfish)
Lineage: Eukaryota; Metazoa; Chordata; Actinopteri; Cyprinodontiformes; Poeciliidae
Gene: adam11
Product: disintegrin and metalloproteinase domain-containing protein 11-like
Exons: 25
Coding region: 337-2664 (775 amino acids)
Biological process (GO): proteolysis
Molecular function (GO): metalloendopeptidase activity
Source: RefSeq, a predicted model, not a curated record
AGACCCAUCAGGGCUCAUCUCUCCACGCAGGGAGGGGGGAGAGCACGUAAAGCCCCACGUGCUUCGUCUCUCCAAGCUCCUCGCGCGGACUCCUGCUCUCUCGAAGCAGCCGACACGCGCGCGUAAAGCCAGACAGGUGCGUUUUUAGGAAACCCCAUCCGCGUGUUUUCACCCCGCGCACCGUGGGGACGGUCUCUGCGAAAUGCGGGCGUCGCGUUUGAGAGAAGAGGAAAGCAGCGGUCGUGUUCAGCAUCAGUCCCGCUGCGCUCCUCUCGGCUCCUGUCGGGUCAUCUAACGUCGCAGCUCCGAGGAAAUCACUGGGACUAUGUGAGCAUCAUGAUCCCUGUGAGAUGCCUGCUGUUCGCCGCAGUCUGUGCGAGGUACGCCGAGACAGCAGGUGUGGGGGAAUGGGUGAGGUUGCCCUCUGCAGAGGAGGUCGUCCAACCCAAGCGGCUCUUGCAGCAGAUCCACUCAGAGGAGGAGCUGCUGCACGGUCACCUGGACACCCGGGUCAGAAACCUGCCAGAUGGCAUUCAGCAGCCCAUUCAUUUGGCCCAGAGCAGCUUCCUGGUGGAGGCCUUUGGCACAUCCUUCACCCUUGACCUGGAACUGAACCACAACCUCCUUUCUACAGACUACGUGGAGCGUCACUUUGACAAUGGGGAGCUAUCACAAAAUACGGGCGGGGAGCAUUGCUACUACCAUGGGCGAGUGCGGGGGCUGCCUGGCUCCUGGGCUGCGAUAUCCACCUGCCAAGGCCUUCAGGGGAUGUUUUCUGACUCCAACUUCUCUUAUGGGAUUGAACCCAUCGGUAACGGAGAGCAGAAAGACCACAUCGUGUAUCGAAUGCCCGACAUCGACCUCUUCUCACUUUCCUGUCCAGGAUGCUUCAUGAACAGCACAGAGCCUGAGGGGCGAACAGAUGGUCUCUCUGAAGGAGACGGCGAGAUAAAGGAUGGAGACAACAAGUCUGAAGAAGAGAAAACUGUUUUCACCAGAGGCCAGAGGCGCUCCAAAAGACAAGUGAGGCGAGGCCAGCGCACCGUUCAGACCGAGACCAAGUACAUCGAGCUGAUGAUCGUUAAUGAUUAUGAGCUGUUUGUGCAGCUCCGCAGGUCGACGUCUCAAACGAAGAUUUUCGCCAAAUCCGUAGUGAACAUGGCCGACUUGAUCUACAAGGAGCAGCUCAACACCCGCAUCGUCCUGGUAGCCAUGGAAACCUGGUCGUCUGAGAACAGGAUCGCCGUCGGCGACGACGCCUUGCUCACCCUGAGAGACUUCAUGAAGUUCAGGAAGGAGAGCAUCAAGCAGCGCUGCGACGCCGUGCACCUCUUCUCAGGGAGGACGUUCAUGAGCAGCCGCAGCGAAGCCGCUUACAUCGGGGGGAUCUGCUCCCUGACGAGGGGCGGCGGCAUCAACGAGUUUGGCAGCGUGGGUCCGAUGGCCAUCACUCUGUGUCAGAGUCUGGGGCAGAACAUUGGCAUGCUUAGGAACAAAGAGCGAACAGCUGCAGCAGGCUGCAGAUGUCCAGAUCCAUGGCUGGGCUGCAUCAUGGAGGACACCGGCUACUACCUGCCCAGGAAGUUUUCCCGCUGCAGUAUAGAGGAGUACCUGCGCUUCCUGCAGCAGGGAGGAGGAAGCUGCCUGUUUAACAAACCCACUAAGUUGUUAGAUCCCUCAGAGUGUGGGAAUGGAUAUGUGGAGCUGGGAGAGGAAUGUGACUGUGGAUCACUGGUGGAGUGUAGUCAAAGUGGAGCCAAUUGCUGUAAGAAGUGCACUCUGACCCACAAUGCCAUGUGCAGCAACGGGUUGUGCUGCAGGGACUGCAAGUACGAGCUCAGAGGAGCGACCUGCCGCGAUGCCGUGAAUGACUGUGACAUUCCCGAAACCUGCUCAGGCGACUCCAGCCAGUGUCCUCACAACGUCCACAAACUGGACGGAUACACGUGCGAAGCUGGCCAGGGUCGGUGUUAUGGUGGCCGCUGUAAGACCAGAGAUGGCCAGUGCAGAACUCUGUGGGGUUACAACUCGGCUGACAGGUUUUGUUAUGAAAAGCUGAAUUCGGAGGGAACAGAGAAGGGGAACUGUGGGCCGAACCCUGGCGGGCAGGGAUGGGUCCAGUGCAACAAGCAAGACGUUCUGUGUGGGCUGCUGCUUUGCACCAACCUGACAGAAAGGCCCAGAUUUGGGGAACUGCAGGGAAGACUCACCAGUUUGACGAUCCAUCACCAGAACCGAUACAUGGACUGCAGAGGGGGUCACGCGGUGCUGGACGACGGUCUGGAUCUGGGCUACGUGGAUGAUGGGACGCCAUGUGGGCCAAACAUGAUGUGUCUGGAGCGCCGCUGCCUCCCUGUGCCGACCUUUAACCUCAGCUCCUGCCCCGGCUCCUCAACCUCACUCAUUUGCUCCCACCAUGGGACGUGCAGUAACGAGGUGAAGUGCAUCUGUGAUCCCGAUUACACCGGGAAGGACUGCAGCUUGUUCGACCCAAUCCCGACGCCGACCCCACUGGAGGGACCAGAGAAGUACAAAGAUCUUCAGGAGUUUAAGUUGCACCUCUCUUUUAUUCCUGCCCACUCUGAGGAGACAGAACGGAGACGUCUUCCACUUAACGAGCCGUGGGGCUUUCCGUUUUUCCAUUUCCUGCUCCGACUUUGUUGAUCUUCACUCCAGCUGAGUUUAGUCUGCAUGGAGGAAUAAAUCUGAGAACUACGGCGCUCCUUCAGCGGGUCGCCACGAGUUUCUGGGAACCGAUUUCUACCUUACAGUCUUCAUCACUUCCUGUUUCGCUAUCCUGUCUAAUGUUGUCGUUUCAGCUGUUAUUGCGCAUUAACCCUUUACGUAUUUUAAUGCUCUCAGUUCCUGGAGAGUACAACCAUCUCCUCUCUGCAGUGUAAAAACCACAAACUGUUACUGAAUGUCGGUUGUUAGGUUAGAACGGUACAUUCCACAAUAAGAGCCAUAAUUUCUCCUUUUAUGCUGCCUUGACAGGAAAUCUGAGGAACACGUUGACAACCAGAGGGACAGUUGGUUUGCACUGAAUAUAUUCUCCCUGCUGUAAAAUAAAUAAUACUUCUAUAUAAAAUAUGUCUACGUGUGUGCAGGCAUAUGGGAAAGUUUGGGAACACCUCCUCAUUUUGGCUUUUAAAGUUGCAACUUGCUUAUAAAGGAAAGCUAAUAAUGGUGACAUGUUUAUUGGAGUUUCAGAUAUUAUGCUUUCUUCGUAAGAUGGUGUCACACAACCGCCAGGGGCCAUAUUGGCAGGAGAAAACUACACAGACUGUACACAAAGUAGCUGACUAGUCUGCAGUUUUCCAGUUUUGCAACAUGAUGGAUUCAUGUUGUGAUUCACGAGCCACUGAGGGAAAGUUAAAGACAGAAGCUUUUAUCGCAUCCCUAAAGUACGACGGCACAUUAGGGCCAAUAGGAAACAAAAAGGAGUUCAGUUUGACCAAAAAGCUCAAAAAAAAUUUUAAUUAGUGUCAGAAAGUUUCUAGAAAAAAAAAAAAGUGGAAAUUUCAGAGUUUCAAAAGUUGAAAA